CAAAAAGUAAAAUAAAAUAAAAUAAAAAAUCAUCUGAGUGUCUAAAUCCAUCCAUAAAUAAGACCCAAGCAAACCCCUGUAAGAUAAACCACAGGGAAAAAAGAAUGGCAAUGGCAAUGACAAUUGUAAGCUACGUAUCAGCAAACUCAACGACAACGCCCCUCUCUCAAGAUUCCUCGUCCUCUUCUUCCUCAACUCCUUCACCAAGACAAACCAAAGUGAUACUUCCCAAAAAGAAGCCAUUAAAAUGGUCGACAGGGAUUGCUCCUGGGGAGUAUGGUGGUCCACCUACUACCACAAAGCUCCGCAAGUACUGGGGAGGCGAAGGUGAAGACCCUUUAACAUCUGAUGAUUUUAUUUGGAACAAAGACUUCAUGCCUCGCAUGAAAAGACUUCUUCAUAAUGAUCCUGUCGACCCUUUUCUUCAGACCUCUCCUGCUAAGGAAGAGUCCUCUGGAUUUCUGAGUUUAAAUAGAGUCAUGACUCUGGAUAGUGUGGAAGUCGAUUUGAGUAAAGAGCUCGCACAACGUCCAAAGCCCGUGAUAGAACAGCCAGUCGAGGCUACAACUAAAGUCCGCAGUGGUUCGUCACCAAAAUGGAGGAUGGCACCGACACGCCGUGAGCAGGACAAGUGGGAUAAAGCGACAAAGGCUUCAACCAGCGGCAGUGAUGUGAUGUUUCGGGAAUUGAGGCGGCCUCAAGGGGAUCCGGAAGUGUUGGCUGCUCAAUCAAGGGAACAGUAUUUUAAGUUGAAGAACAACUUACAGAUUCUGACAUUGGGUAUAGGCAGUGUUGGUUUAGUCUCAACUUAUGUCUCUUAUUCACCUGAAAUCGCUGCUAGCUUUGGUGCUGGGUUUAUUGGAUCUUUGGUGUAUAUUCGUAUGCUUGGGAAUAGUGUGGAUUCCUUGGCUGAUGGAGCAAAGGGAAUUGUCAAGGGAGCAGCUGCACAGCCGAGGUUGCUCGUUCCUGUUUUAUUGGUCAUGAUCUAUAAUCGGUGGAAUGGGAUUCUUGUUCCAGAUUAUGGAUUUAUGCACUUAGAAUUGAUACCGAUGUUGGUGGGAUUUUUCUCCUAUAAGAUUGCUACUUUCGUUCAAGCUAUUGAUGAAGCCCUUGCUCCACUAGUGAGAAAGACAUGAGUUUAGGAUGAAUGCUCAAUAUGCCAAGCACAGUUAACACUUAUGAAAUUGGAGAGGUGAUGAUUUCAUAAAUUGGCUGGGGGGCGCCAAGGGAGAGACUUUUUCCUUAAUUUUUUACUUAUUCAGAGAAAUAAAAGGAAACUUAAGCUGGUGGUGUAAGUAUGGGAAUCAGUUACUCAUAUUGGUUCCCCUUUCAAUGCAAAAAUGGUUGGCGAGAGCUUUUUUUCGUCUCAAUCAGCAUAUAGAAUACGCUGUGCUUUUUACAUUUUGUCUGAAGAAAACUGUAAUCACGAAUUAGUGAAUCGAACCAAGGAAUAAUAUUAUUCUAAAAUUUUAUUU
This is a messenger RNA of Populus trichocarpa (black cottonwood), 1475 nucleotides long. RefSeq names its product protein CONSERVED ONLY IN THE GREEN LINEAGE 160, chloroplastic. The coding region runs from base 105 to 1136 and encodes 343 amino acids. The record is from RefSeq and is a predicted model, not a curated record. Lineage: Eukaryota; Viridiplantae; Streptophyta; Magnoliopsida; Malpighiales; Salicaceae. The transcript has 10 exons.